Puccinia triticina is the source of this 564-nucleotide messenger RNA. RefSeq lists its product as uncharacterized. Bases 1 to 564 code for a protein of 187 amino acids. The transcript has 6 exons. NCBI's taxonomy places the organism in Eukaryota, Fungi, Basidiomycota, Pucciniomycetes, Pucciniales, Pucciniaceae. The record is from RefSeq and is a predicted model, not a curated record.
AUGACACUUUUCUUCGGUUCAUCUUGCGGAUCACCUUGCUAUCUGACUUUCACCCGACUCCUACUCUUCCUCUCGGCCAUCGCCAGCAUCCAAAUCACUGAGGCCUCUCCAUUCAGAACCACUGAUCCUAGCAGUAAAACUGAUUCGACCAGUAAAACUGAUUCAACCAAUCAGCAAUCCACUCAACACAGCCUAACCUCAAUAUCAAACAUGUCUUCCAUGAAAGGAUACAUUAAACCAAGAUGUUCAAGAAGCUCCAUGAGCAAUGCCAUCUCUCUCCAAGACUGUUACGGUGCACUCUCACAACUCCCGUUCAACGCAUCUGACUCUCUCUCCUUGUCUCGACCUGUCUCUAAAUCUGCAAACACAUGUUCGCUCACCAUCUCAAAGGUCACUGACAGAAAUCCAGACCCUGGCGAUCAAGCUGCGGUCAUUAAUGUUUAUGCGCCAACGCUUUUCGGUCCAGUGGGGCAGAUCUUAGCAUCAUGUUCAAAUCAAGCUGGUACUUUAUAUCUCUGGGCCGGAGGAGCAAAUGUUCAAAUCAAAAUAGACAAUUCUGCUUAA